UGUGUCUACUACGUAUAUGUAUAUGGUUUCCACGCCAAAUUUUCAAUAUCGCGUUUGAAACGUAUUCUUCUCGAUAGAUUGUAGUAUUGGAUGUAAUAGUCAACGAUUCAUAUAAUUUCUGACGGUGCCUUGUUGAACAUUGUGAGAUAAUGUUCCUGAUUACGUUUGAACUUGGACUCUUACUGCUUUCGAUCCCAACCUAAUUCCACGUAAACACGUUUAUGGAAAUUCGCAUAAUUUAAUUGAAACAAACGGGCUCGUAACAUUUUGCGAAAAUGUUUAAAAAAUUUAAAGACAAGCUUGCCGAAGAAAUGAAACAAUCGCCUGCCAGAUUGCAGGCGAGCAUGCAACAAUUAGCCCAGGCAGUUGUAUCUCCAGCAUUAUCCAAUAGUUCAAUACAAGAAUUAUCUGCACCCAAUGACAAUUUUAGUCUGACAGAGGAAGGAGAUGAAACUCCGAAAAAUAGUCCUGCAAAACAUGGUUUUCAAAAUGUGGAUUUAAUGUCACCCAUGUUAAAUUCUACAGGUAUUUCUAGAAGAUCAUCAAUUAGCAGUGUUACCAGUGAUACAUCAUCGCUGUUCCCAAUUUAUGAGAGCCCUGCUAAUUUAUAUCAUUUACAGUCUGAUAUGGAUCAAUCUGCUAGUGAAAUAGAUGAAAAUAUAAGUCCACAAUUGGAUAAGGUUACCAAAGACUACAUAUAUUCAGCAUACCGAAAAGUACAAGCAAAAUAUCAUAAGUAUCGCGGAAGAUAUACCGAUUUAGCGGCACAUUAUCGAGACUUAGAAAGAGAAAACAGCAAAUUGAAAUCAGUUUUAGUCGAAAGUCAAGAUAAAGCAUUAAGACGGAUAACUGAUUUGAAAGAACAAUGUCAGCUAGAACAGCAGGCAAAAGCUCAUUUAGAAGAGGCAUUGAGAAAUGACAUAGAAGAAAAAGGACAUAUAAUAAAUACAUUAAACACAAAGAUAAAACUUUUGCAAUCAAGCGAACCAAAUUUGGAAGGUGUGAAAUCAAAUGCUAACGAUUGUAGAGAAAAUGUAAAAGACAAUCUGAUUGAUCUAAACACUGAAUCAUCUAAUAGUGAAUUUUCUAAUGAAAAUGUGUUGUUAACGGAAAAUGUGCAAUUGAAGGAUAAACUGAAGAAAUUAGAAAAUGUUGUUCUUAAAUAUAAGGAGUCUUUAAAACGGAAUAAAGAAAAGUUUACUGAAAUACUAACAGAGAAAAAUACAUUAGAGUCCGAUUAUGAAGCGCUGAAAAAAUCCUAUAACGAAAAAGAAAAAGAAUUAAAUAAUGUAUCUAUGGAAAUUAAAAACGUUACCGACCAAAUGAACAUUUUAAAAAAGCGUGAAGAAGAAUCGGUUAUAUCUUUAGCUGAGAAUAAACUUUCUAUACAUAGAGAAUUGGAAGACAAAGAAGAACAAAUUAAACAACUCCGAUUAGACUUAAAACACAUGUCAGAAUGUAAGGACAACUUGAGCGAAACUAUUGACAAAUAUAAAACUGAAGUGGAGAAAUUAAAAUUACUACAUUCUACUCAAACAUCAGAUUCAGAGAAACGGGAAGUUAUACAGGAUAUCUCCCGAGGAAAAUCAGAAGCUCUAAAACUUAUGCAGCAGGAAAUGCAAGAGAAAUUAAUUAAUUUGGAAAAAAAAAUGGGAUUAAAAUAUCAAGAAGAGGUUGAUCGUAAUACAGAACUUCCAAAAAAAUUGGAAAAAUAUGAAGAAGACAGUAUAUCAGAAAAUACUUCAAAAGUAGAUGACAGUGAAAUACUUCAAGAUUUAAAGUUUAAAUUAGAUGUAAAGGAAAAUGAAUUAGAACAAAUGAAACAUAAAUUAGAGGAAUUGGAAAAACUUGUUGAAGAAUAUAAAAAUGAUAAACAUAAUCUAAGUAUGCAACUAGUUCACUACACAGAACUGAAGAAUGAACAAGAUGCGCAGAAAAUUAUUAUAGAAGAAAAGAAGAAAGAAGCGCAAACAACAAUUGAAAAGUUACAAGCUACUGUGCAAAGUCUUGAUAAAGAAUUGGAAAACAUGAGGAGUGCUUUAGUAGAUAGAGAUGAGGUAUGUGAAAAUUAUAAUAUUAUGUUAGAGAAAGCUAAGGAGGAAAUAAAAACUCUUAAAGAAAAGGUGGAUGAUAAUACAGAAAUAAAUAGGUUAAAGAAGGAGUUAGAAAGUAAAAUCAUUGAAUUACACGGAGUACACGAUGAACUUAAAUCUUGUAAUUCGUAUAUCUCCGAUCUUAGAACCAAACUUCAAGUAGUCACCUCUAAUACUGAACUGCUUCGAGAAGAGAAAAGUACUUUAAUUAAAAAUAUUUCGAGUUACAAAAAUUCUAUACAAAAGUUAAAAGAUGACACUCAGUAUGUUAAAAAUAAUGUAUUGGAACACUCUACGCAGUUUAGUAAUGAAAUUUCUGAUUUAAGGAAUGUACUUAUUACAUGUCUAGAACAGAAUGGUUGUAUACAAAAUGAUGAAGUACAAAAUUUACAAACAAAAUUAAAAGAUUUAAAAGAAUUUAGACAAAAACAUGAUGAACUAAAAACAGAAUUAGAAGAUGCUAUAUGUCUUAGAUCAAGUUUAGAAGUAGAUUUGGAAAAAUAUAAGGAACAGUUAAAAGAGAUGUCAAUCAAACUUGAGCGACAGAAUGAACUUGAUUUAAAAAAUUGUAAACUUAUAGCUGAAGUUGAUAAUCUUAAUUUUAAAUUACAUGAUUUAAGAAACUUGUCGGUGAAAGUAAAAUCAUUACAAAUAGAAUUAAACUCUUUAAAAGAAGAACUCAAGACUGCUAACGCCACAAAUCAGUCACUCACCAGUGAAGUGUCCGAUCUGAAAAAAGAACUCGAAACGGCGAAUAAAAAUUCAAAGGAACUGGAAGAAUUGAAACAAAAGUAUAUGAAAACUACAGAAACAAUCGCGUCAUUGAAAUCUGAAAAUUACAAUUAUAAUAAGUUGGAAGAAGAAACAAAAUCUUUACAAUCAGAAAUACAAUUUCUAAAAGAUAAUAUACUUAAAAAAGAUGUAGAAAUAAAUACUCUUAGUGAAGAACUGAGGACUAAAGAAAAGUGCAUAGAAACUUUAAAAGUCGAUGAUGAAAAUCAUGUAAAAUUAAUUGAAGAACAUGAAAAACAAAUUACCGAACUAACAAAUACGAAUAAAACAUCACAAAAAACGAUACAAACAAAAUUAUCUCAAUUGAAAAAGUUAAAAGCUAUCAAAGAACAACAAGAUGUAACAAUACAAAAAUUAAAUGAUGAAAUCAACGAAAUAAAAACUAGUAAUACUGGGUUAUUAGAACAGUUAAAACAAUUGGAAAAAGACUCAGAUGCAUUGAAAUCUGAAAACUGCCAAAUAAUGACGCUAAAACAUAAUAAUUCAAUUAUAGCUUCAGAGUUAGAACAAUUGAGGUUAAUCCAUAGUGAAAUAAAUUUAGAAAAUAAGAAUUUAAAGGAUAAAGAAAACGAAUUUCUGAAGCAUAAUCAAGAAUUAUACGAAACUAAUGAAAAGUUGACACAAAACAUUUCACACUAUGAAAAACAUAAUCAACAAUUAUUAAAUGACAAUAUGCAGUUGAAUAAGGAAAUUGAAUUGCACAAACAUCGUUUAAGUGAACAAGAUCAAGAUAUAGAAAAUUUGAAAAGUCAAAUAACAGUAUUAAAUACAGAAUUGCAUUCGAAAACUGAAGAACUAAAGUCACAAAUGGAAGAAUUAGCUUUGUGUAAAAAGGAAAUGAAAGAAAUGAAAGAACAUCUCACAACUGAGAAUGAGAGAUUACUUCACGAAAUGUCAGAAUUAAAAUUAGCUUUAAAAGAUAAUAAAAACACAGAAGAGAGAAAUAAAGAACUUUCAAUGGGUGUAGAAUUAUUAGAACACAAACUUACAAUGCUAAAAUCAUUGGAAGAGGAAAAUAAUAAAAUAAAAUUAGAGCUUAAUAGCUUACAUGAAGAAAAAAUUAAAUCAGAAAAAGUACAUCUACAAAACAAUGAACUGAUUAGUGACAAUUUUUCUUUAAAGAAUCAAAUUCAGGAAUUAGAUAAUUUGAAUUCUGUGAACGUAAACCUUCAAUCUUAUGUACAAAAUUUAGAAUCUAAGAUUAAUAGUUUAGAGCAAGUAGAAUCUGAAAAUAAUGAACUAAAAACUGAACUUGAUGCAUUGGAAGCAACAAAUAGAGUAAAUAAAGAACAGUUAACAGCAGAAUUAGAUGAAUUAAAACUUGUAGUAGAUGAAAAAGUGGCAGAAUUAAAAUUAUUAGAUACUAAAAAUACAGAAUUGUUAAGAGAAAUCGAAAGGUUAAAAUUUUCAGCAAUAGAAGAAGAUGCAGAAACAGAAGUAGAAAUAUCGAAAAGUAAUAUUGAAUAUUUAAAGGAAGAGAUUACUAAAUUAGAAACAGAAGCAAAAAUUCUUAAAGAAUCAAAUACUGCACUACAAAAAGAAAUACAAAAUGCUCAUACUAAUAUGAAUGUUGACGAAUCUCUUGUUAGAGAGAGUGACAGAUUACAAGAAGAAAAUAAAAAGUUAAAGGCACAAUUUGAUGAAGCAGUAAUAACAUUCCAGGCAAAGGAAUCACAGAUGCAUAUUGUCAAUAAUGAAUUAAAAAAUGAAGCAGAUAAAUUACGAGAGGAAUCAAAAACAAAUGAAGAAGAGCAAAGUAUGAGAUUAAAACAAUUAGUUAAAGAAUUUCAAGCUCAAUUACAUGAUAAAGAGGAGGAGUUACAUGCUGCACUAGAGAAACGAUUUGACCACCAGCAAAAUUAUGUAUCAGAUAUUAUGCAACAAUAUAAAGAACAGUUAAAAGACUUGCAAGUAGAAUUAACAGCAAAAUCUGAACAAAUUGAAAAUUUAAUUUUAGAAAAUAAGAAUUUAAUGGCUCAAAAAGCAAAAGACAUAAAUCAAUUAAUGGAGAAAAUUACAUUACUGGAAAAGGAACAUACAGAUGAACUUAGAGAAACUGAAAAGAAAUGGAAGUCAAUUGUACAACAAAAAACGAAUAAUUUGGAAGCAAAACACGAGGAAGACGUUAAUGAAUUAACAAAAGAAUGGCAAAACGAAAGGAGGCCUGAUAUGCAAACUGAUUUAACUACCAAGGAAUUAGAAAACACUUCCCGAGUUGCAAUGGCAGCAGUACAAUCGAAUACUGGUUCUUUCCACACCCUUCAACAAACAUUAACAGCUCAAAGGCGAGAAUUAGCUGAACUUAGAAAAUUGGUAAAAUUAAGACACGAUACAUUAGAAGAUUCAACCGAAAUUGAAUACCUUAGAAAUAUUUUAUUCGAGUACAUGAUGGGAAGAGAAACAAUGGUGCUUGCUAGAGUAAUUGCUGCAGUUGUUAAAUUUGAUCAGGAACAAACCACAAAAAUACUUAAGAAAGAAGAGGAUAAGAUGACACUGCUUGGUUCUCUGGGUCUCACAUAGUGCAAAAUAGUGUAUAUAAUUUAACUCUAUGUAAGUACUUUUGUAUAUUAGGUUGUAAGUAUCGUGUAUUUAUUUAUAGAGCAUAUGGUUCGAAAGAGUUAAUAUGGUUUUAAAAAUUAUAAAUACAUAAUAUGUAGAUGAUAUAUGUAUAAUGUAGAAAGUUUUGCACAGUUUACUGAUAAGUAAGUACAUGUAUGAUAUGGUAUGAUUAUUUCAUUUUUUAGUAUAUAUCUUAUUAAGGAUAAAUGUAAACUGUUCAUCUAUAAACAUAUGUUCUUAUUAACUCUUAUAACCACUUAUAAAUUUAUUAAUGGAAUAAACA
This is a messenger RNA of Hylaeus anthracinus, 5727 nucleotides long. Its product is annotated as golgin subfamily A member 4-like. Gene Ontology annotation, cellular component: Golgi apparatus. The transcript is spliced from 9 exons. Bases 276 to 5405 code for a protein of 1709 amino acids. Gene Ontology annotation, biological process: Golgi vesicle transport. The record is from RefSeq and is a predicted model, not a curated record. Gene Ontology annotation, molecular function: small GTPase binding. NCBI's taxonomy places the organism in Eukaryota, Metazoa, Arthropoda, Insecta, Hymenoptera, Colletidae.